Molecule: messenger RNA, 966 nt
Organism: Sinocyclocheilus anshuiensis
Lineage: Eukaryota; Metazoa; Chordata; Actinopteri; Cypriniformes; Cyprinidae
Gene: mrps26
Product: mitochondrial ribosomal protein S26
Exons: 5
Coding region: 243-893 (216 amino acids)
Cellular component (GO): mitochondrial small ribosomal subunit
Source: RefSeq, a predicted model, not a curated record
UCUACAGCGCGCGGCAGUAGCGAGCGCUUCGAGUUCAGCUCAGUCCUGGCUGUGGAUCGAGUAAAAGAAACAUCUUCCGUGGUAAAAGUUCAAGAAUAUGGCGGCUUAGGUGAAGAUGCUCAAUGUUAUGUGGCCAUGCUGGAAUCUGUUACUAUAUAAUAAUUCUAUACCAACUCAAUUCUUUAGGAUUUGACUGUAUGUUAUGCGUAGACUGUUAAUUAUAACUAGAUAUAAUCUUCAAUAUGUUGCGGGCUUUAUCAAGGAGUCAUGCUCCUGUAGCCCGGCUUCUCUCUCCUCGCACUGCUGUUUUGGUCGAGACUGUCAGGGGGAGAAAAUCUCGCACAGACCCCAAAGCGAAGUCAAAAUUGGGACGGAUCAAGACUCCCCCUCCCGUGGAUCCAGUAGAAAUGGUUGUACUAAAGGAGCGUUACACGGAGUAUAAUCUGAUAUUAAGAGCCCUGCGACUUGAGUUCAAGGAGCAGAUGUUGAGGAAGAAAUAUGAAGAGGAGGUUGGUUCUGUGGCAGAGGAGAGAACUAAAAGGGAGGCAGAAGAGCAUCGGUCACUGAUGGCCUUGAAUGAUGCUGAAAACCUCAGAAUGCGUAAAAUACGAGAGCAACGCAUGCAGAAGGAGGCUGAGGCCACGGAACUGAAGAAGAGAGAAGCAGCCAUCUUACGCCAGCAAGAGCUGGAGAACUACAUUAAAGAAAAAGAAAGACAGAUUCUUCAACUACAGGAAGAGGCAAAGGACUUCAUCACACAGGACAAUCUAGAUCAGCGUAUUGAAGAGGCUCUUGACAACCCGAAAAACUACAAUUUCGCCAUUGAUAAAGAAGGACGUGUUGUUAAACGGACUGCAUUUCAGCAAAGGACUUCAUCACACAGGACAAUCUAGAUCAGCGUAUUGAAGAGGCUCUUGACAACCCGAAAAACUACAAUUUCGCCAUUGAUAAAGAAGGACGUGUUGU